AUGCAUUCAGCUCUUCUACUUUCUACUCUCAGCUGCGCCUUCUUUAACGCCAUCCACGCUUUCGAGUUCACUGGCCCUGAUUCAUCCAAGAAGAUUGACCUUACUCAACCCAUCAACAUCACGUGGGAUGCCACCAAAGGCUCCCUAAGCGAGCCAGAGGCCCGUAAAUUUGACCUCUGGUUCCAUGCGCUUGGCAACGUGGACAGCAGCACGUUUGGCUGGGAACUUGUCAGCGACCUAUCUUUCUCAUCGGGCUCCUAUGAAUGGGAUCCUGCAGCUAUCGUUAAGGAAAUCAAGGAUAAGGGCAACUCGCUCUCGCCCGAUGCGGUGCAUACCUUUGAAGCUAGGAUCCUAGACAGGAGUGGAAAUAAACUAUCAACAGUCGACAGUGACAAGUACGCCGCCGAGGGUUUUGAUUUUAUUAAGGACAGCGGUAGCACGGGACUGCCAAGGAGCUUUUAUACAGUGACGACAGCUCUCACCAUCACCGGUUUAGCGCUCCUUUGA
Molecule: messenger RNA, 507 nt
Organism: Fusarium coffeatum
Lineage: Eukaryota; Fungi; Ascomycota; Sordariomycetes; Hypocreales; Nectriaceae
Exons: 1
Coding region: 1-507 (168 amino acids)
Source: RefSeq, a predicted model, not a curated record